AUGUCCGGGAAAAAGGUUAAUUCGGAAGCGGCAGAAGAUGAUAUUGGUCCGAAGGUGUCCUUCCUAGAUUGGAAAAUGAAAAAAGAGAAGGAAGCCGCAGCGAACAAUCCACCAGACAACACCAGAAAUAAAGCUGUUAGAUCUAAAAAACUUUCUGCCCCUCCACCACCCCCACCAUUAAUUGCUGGUAAUAUGUACAACAAUAAUAAUCCGCAAAUGAAUAUGAAACGAUGGAACUAUUCUCAAAAUAACAGUAACAUGAAUAUGAACUUCAAUAAUAAUUUCGAUUUUGGUAAUAGUGGUAUGAAUUUCAAUAACAAUAACAACAAUUUUGGCAAUGAUAGCAUAAAUUUCAAUGGAAACAAUGGUUACAAUAGGUCAAUGAAUUUCAAUGGAAACAACUUCGGUUUUAAUUGUUUGAAUAAUGCAACGAACUUCAAUGGCAACCAAUUUGGAAAUAAUUUUAAUUCGGGCAAUUUCAAUGGAGGAAACAAUUUCAAUGGCCAAUUUAACAAUGGUAUGAAUAUGAAUUUUUCCUGUAAUAACUCUUGGGAUUUUCUAAACAGUGGAAAUAGUUUUAAUGCACAAGGUGGUUUCAAUAGACAGAACGGAAACAGACCCAAUGGAUCCGACAUGCCAAGGAAUACUAAUUCAUCCGAUUCCUUUUUCAAAACUGACACCUUAUUUAGACAAAGAGAUAUGAUUAAAGAAACUAUUCAAAUGAAUCCGUUUCGUUACAAUCCUAGAGCUAAGAGGCUACUUGAUGAACUUCAAAGGGCUGUAACAGCACCAGCAACGGGCAAAAAUAAACCCAAGGCUGCAAAGAAGGAAAUUGAUGUGAAAAAAUCAACUGCUUUCACAGAAGAUUCGGAUAUAAAAACGGAACCUGAAGUAUACGUCCGAAAUCCACGCUAUGAACCAAAUAAGCCCUACAUACCACUGCCAAAGCCUCCGGAUGUAAACGCUAGCUCUCCCUCAGAACGUAAACAAAUGUGGAAAGAGUACAACCAAGCAGUCAAGCCAUACAAAAAUAGAGAAUUUUAUAAUGCCAAACGUGUUGUCCAGAGAUUGGGUAAGAAAGAUCCAAGCGAAUUAGAAGAAAAAGAUCGCCUCCGUUUGGAGGCAGCCAGGGAGAAAAUGGCUGCUUACAAGAAGAAGCUUGAAGAAAAGUAUGGUCAGAAUCACACGAAAUCAACAAUUUUAAACACAUCAGCUCCUAACGAAACUGCAAGCCACGUGCCGUAUGCAAACUAUGGCAAUUUCGGAAAUAUUGGUGACGCGCCGGUAGAGUCGAAAAGCAAGAUUGAAACUAAUAAUACAUGGGGAAGAAAAAUAUUAGGCGGUGGAACAAAAUAUCCCUAUUUCGUCUCUGGUGGAGUAAUGACUUCUGUAGCAUCAACUAACGAUCGUGUAUCUACGUAA
This is a messenger RNA of Musca domestica (house fly), 1422 nucleotides long. RefSeq names its product GATA zinc finger domain-containing protein 4. The transcript has a single exon. Lineage: Eukaryota; Metazoa; Arthropoda; Insecta; Diptera; Muscidae. Bases 1 to 1422 code for a protein of 473 amino acids. The record is from RefSeq and is a predicted model, not a curated record.